AUGCCUCAGAAUGAGUAUAUGGAACGCUUUGCCAAGCAACAUGGCAAGCGUCUCGACCACGAUGAGCGCAAGCGCAAGAGACAGGCCAGAGAGGGCCACGCUGGCUCUGAGAAGGCUCAGAACUACCGCGGUCUGCGCGCAAAGCUGUACCAGGAGAAGCGCCGCAAGGAGAAGAUCCAGAUGAAGAAGCAGAUCAGAGCCCACGAGGAGCGCAAUGUAAAGUCAAGCGAAGCCGCAGAGCCCUCCAACACCCCUCUGCCCGCCUACCUGCUCGACCGCAGCAACGAGCAGAACGCAAAGGCUCUCUCCUCAGCCAUCAAGAACAAGAGAGCCGAGAAGGCCGCCAAGUUCAGCGUACCCCUGCCCAAGGUCAGAGGUAUCGCCGAGGAGGAGAUGUUCAAGGUUGUCAAGACCGGAAAGAAGACUGCAAAGAAGAGCUGGAAGAGAAUGAUCACCAAGCCUACUUUUGUCGGUCCCGACUUUACUCGUCGUCCUGUCAAAUACGAGAGAUUCAUCCGUCCCAUGGGUCUCCGUUACAAGAAGGCAAACGUCACUCACCCCGAACUCGGUGUCACUGUCCAGCUCCCCAUCAUCUCCGUCAAGAAGAACCCCCAGAACCCCAUGUACACUCAGCUCGGUGUCUUGACCAAGGGUACAAUCAUCGAGGUCAACGUUUCGGAACUUGGUCUUGUUACCGCUGGUGGAAAGGUCGUCUGGGGUCGUUGGGCCCAGGUUACCAACAACCCCGAGAACGAUGGCUGCUUGAACGCUGUUUUGCUCGUUUAA
Molecule: messenger RNA, 786 nt
Organism: Aureobasidium melanogenum CBS 110374
Lineage: Eukaryota; Fungi; Ascomycota; Dothideomycetes; Dothideales; Saccotheciaceae
Product: TGF-beta-inducible nuclear protein-like protein 1
Exons: 2
Coding region: 1-786 (261 amino acids)
Biological process (GO): maturation of 5.8S rRNA; maturation of LSU-rRNA
Cellular component (GO): preribosome, large subunit precursor; nucleolus
Source: RefSeq, a predicted model, not a curated record